Messenger RNA from Struthio camelus australis, 4888 nucleotides. The record is from RefSeq and is a predicted model, not a curated record. NCBI's taxonomy places the organism in Eukaryota, Metazoa, Chordata, Aves, Struthioniformes, Struthionidae.
GACGCGGCGCCCCAGGCGGGGCGCGAGGAGCCCUCGGAGAGCGGCCUCGGCGCGGAGACGUCGGAGGCCGUGUCUGCGGACAGCAGCGACGCCGCCUCGGCCCCCGGCCUCCUGGCGCAAGCAGACGACUCGGGCGUGGGUCAGAGCUCGGACAGCAGCGGGGUCUCCUUGGAAGAGGUGUCCGAGAGCAGCUCCAGCACAGAUGCAAUUCCCCGGAUUUACCUGCCAGAUUCUUCCUCCAUUGCCCAGUCUACCCUGGUCUCCAGUGUCUCCACAGUGAGCCAAUCCAUCAUGGUGUCAGAGUCCCCACAGGUCUUGGUUCACUCCAGCGUCAUCACUGACGGAGCCACAAUUGUGUCAGACUCCACUGCAUCCACUUCCUCAGACCUAGGUUCUGCUAUAGACAAAAUCAUCGAGUCUACAAUUGGGCCUGACAUCAUCCAGAGCUGCAUCGCUGUGACGAGCGCUGAGGAUGGUGGUGCAGAGACUACGCAGUACCUCAUUUUGCAAGGACCUGAUGACGGUGCCCCCAUGGUGUCCCAAAUGGCCACUUCUGCUCUGGCCAAUAGCUUGGCGAUAGAAGCUGUUGCCGAGGGACCAACCUCCACGUGCCUUGACCAGCCAGGCCCUUCUGAGCAGUCUGAAGUACUGGAGCUGCCCACACAGCCAGAUCAGGUCCGAGAGGCAGAUGGUGGGGAGGAGCUGGAUCAGCCAGACAUGGAGACCUUGGAAGAGAUGAUGGAGGUGGUGGUGGUGCAGCAAUUCAAGUGCAAGAUGUGUCAGUACAAGAGUGUCUCCAAGAAAACGCUAAUCAAUCACAUGAAAGAGCGGCACUUCCAGCCAGUGGCUUCAGCUUUGGCUUUGAAGAAGGGGCGUCCGCGGAAAGGGGGUCCUGCUCCAAAGACUGCAGAGGAGGAGGUCCCAGAGGAAGAAGAUGAUGAUGAUAUCAUGGAUGCUGGUGCUAUUGAUGACCCUGAAGAGGAUAGUGACUAUAACCCAGCUGAGGAUGAGCCUCGUGGACGACAGCCCAAGUACAGCCGCACUGUCCCCACGUCCAGUGAGGAGAGGCCACGGCGACGCCCAGGGAGACCCCGCAAGUUUCCUCGUCUGGAAGACAUGCCUCAGGACGUGCCUGAAGGAGGGGAGGUGGAGCCCUUAGUGACAUCCCAAAGCACGCAGAGCUGUGAACUGCAGAACUCAGAAGCAGCCAGUUCCUCUGGACUGGAGAACGGGACCAGCGAGAGCCUGGCAGAGCCCAGCAUUAGCCAGUCUGACUCUGAGAACAAGGAUCCUUCCUCCAACACCGGCCCCGAGGAGGCGGAUGUCAUCCCCAGGAGGCGAGGCCGGCCCUCUCGCCGCUUCCUGGGCAAGAAAUACCGCAAGUACAUGGGGCGCAGGUACUACUAUAAGUCACCCAAGCCUCUGAUGAGGCCAUAUCUGUGUCGGAUCUGUGGCUCACGUUUUCUCACACAUGAUGAUCUGCGCUUCCAUGUCAACUCACACGAGGCCAAUGACCCACAGCUCUUCAAGUGUCUUCAGUGCAGCUACCGCUCCCGACGCUGGUCCUCCCUCAAGGAACACAUGUUCAACCAUGUGGGCAGCAAGCCGUACAAGUGUGAGGAGUGUAAUUAUACCAGUGUGUACAAGAAGGACGUCAUCCGCCACUCCACAGUACACAGUCGGGACAGGAAAAAGAGAGCUGAUCCGCCCCCAAAGCUGAACUCCUUCCCGUGCCCUGUAUGCAAUCGUAUCUACCCCAUGCAGAAGAGACUUACUCAGCACAUGAAAACACAUAGCACGGAGAAGCCGCACAUGUGUGACAAGUGUGGGAAGUCCUUUAAGAAGCGCUACACCUUCAAAAUGCACCUGCUGACACACAUCCAGGCCAUUGCUAACCGCAGGUUCAAGUGCGAGUUCUGCGAGUAUGUCUGCGAGGACAAAAAGAUCCUGCUGAACCACCAGCUGUCGCACAUGAACGACAAGCCCUACAAGUGCAGCUUCUGCAAGUACUCCACCUUCCGGGAGGACUUUCUGGUCUCGCACAUGGCUGUCAAGCACACGGGAGGGAAGCCGUUUGCUUGUGAGUUCUGUCACUUCACCACAAAGCAUAAAAAGAACUUGCGUCUCCAUGUGCACUGCCGGCACGCUGACUGCUUUGAAGAGUGGGCACAGCGGCAUCCCGAAGAGCCGCCCUGCCGCCGCCGCCCCUUCUUCACCCUGCAGCAGAUCGAGGAGCUGAAGCAGCAGCAUAGCCAGGUGCAGGCCCCUGCUGAGCCAGAGCCUAGCCCCCCGGUCCCUCUUGGCCCUGUGACCUACCAUGCGGUCCAGGCUCUCCCAGGAGCAGAGCCCCCCAUUCUUUCCCAGGAUUCCCUGGGAGGGGCCACCAUCAUUUAUGAACAAGGUAGAUCCAAGAACAAGGUGGAGGGGACUGGGGGGAAUGUGGGCGAGCGCUGUGUCUCACUCCCUCUUUCUGACCCUGACAGGUGUGGCACUCAGCGAGAGCUGGCCACAGGCUCUCUGCAGGUGGCAGUGGUGAAGCCGGAUGACUCAGGAGAAGUGCAGGCAUCAGGUGAGUCACAGACAGAGGAGGAGGGGGCAGAGAUGGAUCACUCCGAGCAGCAGCAGCAGCAGCAGAAGGUGGUGACGCUGCACAUGGCAGAGCCUGGGGAGACGCUGGUGCAGGAGGCUUAUGAGGAGGCGACCUUGGGUGGCUCAGAGCUGCAGCAGAUCACUAUCCCCUUUGGUGGGACAACAGAGUACAGCAUCAUUACCCCCAUCAGCGAGGAGAUCCAGGCUCCAGGCACACUAUACAGUGAGGAGGAAAGCCCUACAGAGACCUCUCAUGCAGUCGUGGUGAGCGAAGCUGUGAUGACUGAAGCUCUGAAGGACCAUAACAAUCACUAUAUCAUGUCAUCCAGUGUCCCAGGGAAUCAGUUCCAUCACAUUGAGCCUCUCAGUGGAGACACUGCCUUUCCCUCACCAGCAGAGGGCCAGGAGGCACAGGCUGCUGGUGUCAAGUGGCCUUUGGUGCAGUGUGUCACCAGGCAGCUCCAGAAGGAUUCAUCUUUGUCCCCAGCCUCCGAAGGGCGGGAAAUCUCAUCCCCAAAGGUCAAGUGGCCUGCACUCCCAGGCAUGGCCAAGAAGCUCUCGUGCAAGGUUUCUACAGCCAAGAAGCUCUCAUGCAAGAUUUCCACAGCCAAAAAGUUUUCAUGCAAGAUUUGCACAGCCAUGUUUACAGGGAGAGCAGAAAUGGAGAGUCACAAGAGAGCCCACAUUGGGCCCAGCACCUUCAAGUGUCCUGACUGUCCGUUCACUGCAGCUCUCUGGCCAGAGGUUCGGAGCCACAUGGUUCAGCAUGCCAACCUUCGGCCACACAAGUGCACCCACUGCAGCUUUGCUUCCAAGAACAAGAAAGACCUGCGCAGGCACAUGUUAACACACACCAACGAGAAGCCCUUUGCCUGCCAGAUCUGUGGGCAGAGGUUCAACCGUAAUGGGCACCUCAAGUUCCACAUGCAGCGUUUGCACAGCUCGGAGGGGAAGAGGCCUGGGGCACCUGCAGCUGCUGCCCAGCAGACCAUCAUUCUGAACAGUGACGAGGACACGCUGGCCACCCUGCAGACGGCUCUGCAGUCUGGUCAGGCGGUGCUCGCUCCCGAGCGCCUGCAGCAGGCUCUGGGACAGGAACACAUCAUCGUUGCUCAGGAGCAAAGCAUCGCAAGCCAGGAGGAGGCUACAUACAUCCAGGAGAUCACAACUGCUGAUGGACAGACAGUACAGCACUUAGUGACAUCCGACAACCAGGUUCAGUACAUCAUUGCCCAGGAUGGCGUACAGCACUUGCUUCCCCAUGAGUAUGUUGUUGUCCCAGAGGGACAUCACAUCCAGGUACAGGAUGGCCAGAUCACCCACAUCCAGUAUGAACAGGGCAGCCAGUUUCUCCAGGAGCCACAGAUCCAGUAUAUGCCUGUCUCACCUGAGCAGCAGCUUGUCACUCAGGCUCAGCUGGAAGCAGCUGCACACUCGGCAGUCACAGCAGUGGCUGAUGCCGCGAUGGCCCAGGCCCAGGGCAUGUUCACCGCAGAGGCAACGGCCGAGCAGAUCCAGCAGCUGCAGCAGGGGAUCCACUACGAUGUCAUCACGCUGGCAGAUUAGCAGCAGGGACAGGCCUGGCUGACGUUGACGUUCUCGGCCAUCGGUGCUGCAUCAAGGCAGCUGCACUGUGCAGAAGCCUCCACAGCCAGCAGUUGCCUUAUUGCUUUGGGGCUACAAGGGACGUGCCUGAGUACCCGCUGGUGGGGUUGUGCUGCUGCUCUGCUGUGCGCAGCAAGGGGUCCUGCGCAUCCUCCCCUGGCACAGGCAGCUGCCUCUUGAGCAGGGACUGCUCACCAGCCAGGGCGCUGAGGCAGGCUGAGCGGUGGCAGCACUCUGAUGUGGCUGGUCUCUGUGCUUGUUGCACUUGAUGGUCUGAAAUCCCUUUUCCUGAAUCAUGUCUGUGUGGGCCAAACUCAAACCAGCGUCCGCCUGGCACGCGAGGAUCCUGGGUGAGAGACAUGGGGCCGAGCACAGCCACGUGGUACGGUGUGAUAUGUGGGACAUGUUCAGCCUCAGCCAUGUGCUCCCCGCUCCUCAGCUGUGGAGUGUGUGGUCCUGGUAUGAAAGCAGCCUUCCUUCCCUUGGCUUUUCCAGCCUGCAGGCAGGCAUCAGUAGGGCUUUGGACUGGCGGAACCCACAAUAGGAAGAGGCAUAGGUGGAAGAUCUUCUGUUUUUCUUCUGAAGAGGGAUGGACUCUGCUGCAGAGUUGGUUUGUAGGUGGUUAUGGGAGGGGUUCGAUUCUGACAUUCUCAAGCUUUGAAUAUGCUUAUGAAUAAAAAGGGAUUGAAACCUG